This is a messenger RNA of Metarhizium acridum CQMa 102, 1047 nucleotides long. NCBI's taxonomy places the organism in Eukaryota, Fungi, Ascomycota, Sordariomycetes, Hypocreales, Clavicipitaceae. The record is from RefSeq and is a predicted model, not a curated record.
AUGGCACUGUCAAAUCUUGGCCCUCGCGCCCCUUCUCGGCCCGUCCUCGACCGCACGCACCAGAAACCCAACCGCAUCCCUCACCAUGUCCGCGCUGAACCGGUGCCCUACGCCGGCAUACACCCUAUCCUCGACCACGACCUCGCCGUCCCUGUACCACCCCUCGACCGCAUCCUUCAACACCCCCAGGAGCGGCCGCGAACUCGCAUACGGAACCAGCUCGUCGUCGCCCCCCGAACAAGCCAGCAGCUUCUUCCCCCUGAUGCGCGCGUCGAAAAUCUCCCGCAGCCGCGCCUGCUCCCCCGGCGACAGCGGCGGCGGCGGCACCGGCCCUUCCACCCCAAAGAGAAUGGCCUUGGGAUCGUGCUCCCGACAGGUCGCCAGCAGAUCCCGCGGAAAGUACCGACUCCCCAGCAGCGAGGCGCCUCCCGUGUCCAGAGCCGAGUGUCUCGCCCGACUACCCAUCAAAUCUUAACCACCAGUCAACACGCCGAACCCAGGUACAGAGAACGGAAACAACCUACCCAGAUAGUCGGGACACCCGACGACAGCAACGGCCGCGUCGAUCCUGUCCUCCCCGAACCAGGACCACCACGCGGCGUGGCCGCCCAGACUCCAGCCCAGGCAGACGUGGGCGUCGACAUCUCUGCCCAGAUAGCCGGCCACGAGGUCCAUCAGCCCGCUCAUGUCGCUCGCGCCGCCCUUGACCAUGCCCGCCAUGUCGAUUGCGUGUUUGUCGUUGCCUCUGUCCCAGGCGUGGUUGGCAAGCUCGCUGACCAGCCGCGUGCCGUGGUUGGGCAUGUCGAACGACAGGGCCACCAGACCGCGGGAGCUGGAGGCGGGCGAGAGGUGCCACGCGUGGAGGGCGCGACGGGCGAUAUCCUGCAUCCGGGCUCUUGUCCGCGUGCGCGGGUGCAGGAGCCAAAGACUGGUGAGGGGGAUGUUGGGACUGGCGAGCUCGUCCUGACCGUACACAUCGACAAGAAGGCCGGCCAUUGGAAUCGUCGUCAUGGAGAUGGAAGGCGCAGGGUCAAGGCCCUUGGUUGA